AUGUCUAAUUUAAAUCUUGAUUUUCAAGCAUCAGCCCAAAAUAUUCGGGAGUACAUUGAUAAUGAGACACUGUUCGACCUUUUUGAAGCUGAUGCAUUACAAGAAAUCCUUGAUCUAAGUUCAUUAAACGUUUCCGAAUUCCAAAGUUUGGUUAAACUCGGUAGUGAGAAAUAUAAAUCAGGUAAACUCUAUCCAGUCAUUAAAGGAGUUAAGAUUUCAGAUAAACCAGAACCUAAAAAUGCAAUUUUGCUUCUUCAGAUUAUUCGUAAAAAGCUUCACUUCAAAGCAUUAGAUUUGGCAAUCAAAUGUCUUGAAAACAGUCAAACAUUGUCUAAUCAAAUCAAUCAAAUCAAGCUCCAACUUAAUUCAAACCCUGAAAAUGCAAUGAAAGCAUUUGGAUUCACUGAUUUCGAAAGUGUUUACAAGCAUUUCGAAACUCUUUGUGAUAAAGAUGAUAUAACAUCAAUCCGUCUUUGUUGCAUUGCUGGUUUAAGCGAAGUCAGAGACACGAAAUCUGGUAGAACUAUUCUUAUUUAUUCUGCAUAUAAGGGCAAUGGUAAACUUGUUCGAUAUCUUGUUGAAGGAGGCUGCAAUUUGAAUGCAGUCAACAACAAUGGGAACAAUGCAGUUAUUGUUGCUGCUGGUUUCAGUGAUGUGGAAACUGUAAAAUUUUUAAUUGAAAGUGGAUUAGACAAAAAUUCACGCAGUGAGAAAUUUGGAUUAUAUCCAAUAACUAAUGCUUGCUGGGGAGGUAAUGUUGAUAUCAUUAAAUAUCUUCUUUCUAUUGGAUGUGAUGUAAACUCAGUUGAUAAUGACAAAAAAUCAUGUUUGCUGACAGCAGCAGCUAAUGGUAAUUUAGAUGCAGUGAAAUUAUUAAUUUCUCUUGGUGCUGAUAAGAACAUGAAGGACAAAUAUGGUAGUAAUGCAAUUGUUCUUGCAUCAAUUAACGGUCAUACAGAAAUUAUUAAAUAUCUUCAUUCUAUUGGAUUUGAUGUAAACUCAGUUGAUAAUGAACAAAUUUCAUGUAUGCCUAAUGCCGCAAGUAACGGUAAUUUAGAUGCAGUAAAAUUAUUAAUUUCUCUUGGUGCUGAUAAGAAUAUGAAGGACAAAUAUGAUAGAAAUGCAAUUGUUCUUGCAUCAAUUAACGGUCAUACAGAAAUUAUUAAAUAUCUUCAUUCUAUUGGAUUUGAUGUAAACUCAGUUAGUUGUGAUCAUCACUCAUGUUUGCUGAUGGCGGCAAAUAAUGGUCAUUUAGAUGCAGUAAAAUUAUUAAUUUCUCUUGGUGCUGAUAAGAAUAUGAAGAAUAAUUAUGGUAAUAAUGCAAUUGCUCUUGCUUCAAAUAAUGGUCAUACAGAAGUUGUUAAAUAUCUUCAUUCUAUUGGAUUUGAUGUAACCUAA
Molecule: messenger RNA, 1398 nt
Organism: Trichomonas vaginalis G3
Lineage: Eukaryota; Parabasalia; Trichomonadida; Trichomonadidae
Product: protein ubiquitination
Exons: 1
Coding region: 1-1398 (465 amino acids)
Molecular function (GO): protein binding
Source: RefSeq, a predicted model, not a curated record